UCAUGACGUCGUGUUACAUUUAGUGGCCACACUCACAGAAUGUCCUGUUCUAAAUGGCUCCCUGCAGGGGCCGAGAGGUCCUGCCCUCCUUGAAAGCACGGCUGGGGACUUAACCAUGCAGAGCUGUGGUUCUGAGUUAAGGCUGUAAGAAUGCGUGCGUGCAAAGGCAGGCACCGCACGAACAGCCACACUUCUAGAAUGUUCUAGCUAGUGCGCAGGGCAGAGGUAAAGGGAGCAGGAAUGAACGGGCGAAGGACCCGGGGUCACGAGACCGUUGGGUGGGCGGAGCCAGCGGCCGGGGAGGUUCUAGUCUGUUCUGCCUCGCGGCAGCCGCCCCCUUUACGCCACGCUGAGCCAGCGCCCGGGCCUGGAAUCGGGCCACAGCCACCGCCGAGCCCGCCGCCUCCCGCCGCGCCCGGACCAUGGACCCCCGCAAAGUGAGCGAACUUCGAGCCUUCGUGAAAAUGUGUAAGCAGGACCCGAGCGUUCUGCACACCGAGGAAAUGCGCUUCCUGAGGGAGUGGGUGGAGAGCAUGGGGGGUAAAAUACCACCUGCUACUCAUAAAACUAAAUCAGAAGAAAAUACCAAGGAAGAAAAAACAGAUAGUAAGAAGGUGGAGGAAAACAUAAAGACAGAUGAACCGUCAAGUGAGGAAAGUGAUCUGGAAAUUGACAAUGAAGGUGUGAUUGAACCAGACACUGAUGCUCCUCAGGAAAUGGGAGAUGAAAAUGUAGAGAUAACCGAGGAGAUGAUGGAUCAGGCAAAUGAUAAAAAAGUGGCUGCCAUCGAUGCCCUAAAUAAUGGUGAACUGCAGAAAGCCAUUGACUUGUUCACAGAUGCCAUCAAGCUAAAUCCUCGUUUGGCCAUUCUGUAUGCCAAGAGAGCCAGUGUCUUCAUCAAAUUACAGAAGCCAAAUGCUGCCAUCCGAGACUGUGACAGAGCUAUUGAAAUAAAUCCUGAUUCAGCUCAGCCAUACAAGUGGCGAGGGAAAGCACACAGACUUUUGGGCCAUUGGGAAGAAGCAGCCCAUGAUCUUGCCCUUGCCUGUAAGCUGGAUUAUGAUGAAGAUGCUAGUGCAAUGCUGAAAGAAGUUCAACCAAGGGCCCAAAAAAUUGCUGAACAUCGGCGCAAGUAUGAGCGAAAACGUGAAGAGCGAGAGAUAAAAGAAAGAAUAGAAAGGGUUAAGAAGGCUCGGGAAGAACAUGAGAGAGCCCAGAGGGAGGAAGAAGCCAGACGGCAAUCAGGAGCUCAGUAUGGCUCUUUUCCAGGUGGUUUUCCUGGGGGAAUGCCUGGUAAUUUUCCUGGAGGAAUGCCUGGAAUGGGAGGGAGCAUGCCUGGAAUGGCAGGAAUGCCUGGGCUCAAUGAAAUUCUUAGUGAUCCCGAGGUUCUUGCAGCCAUGCAGGAUCCAGAAGUUAUGGUGGCCUUCCAGGAUGUGGCGCAGAACCCAGCAAAUAUGUCGAAAUAUCAGAGCAACCCAAAGGUUAUGAAUCUCAUCAGUAAAUUGUCAGCCAAAUUUGGAGGUCAAGCGUAAUGCCCUUCUGAUAAAUAAAGCCCUUGCUUAAGGAAAAGCAACUUGGAUCACCUAACGGAUGUCGCAAUAAUACAAACCAGUGUACCUCUGACCUUCUCAUGAAGAAAGCUGGGGUGCUUUGAAGAUAAUCCCUACCCCUUUGCCCCAAGUGCAGCUGAAACAUUUUACAGUGGUUUGCCAUUAGGUAGUCAUUCAUUCAGAUAAUGUUUUCCUACUAGAAAUUAAAAACUUUAAACACUUUUUAAACCUUAAAAAUAUUUAAGACAAAUUAAAAGGUUGUGUUAAUCCCUACUUUUUUCUUUACUAAUCAUUUUAGUUUUUUCCUUUGAAUUAAUUAGGCAAGGAAAAUACUUCAGUAUGGAAGAUUUAUUGUUCACAUUUGAGUGAAAUAAAGAUUUAUUAAUGAGGAGCAAAUACAGCAUUUAAAUAGAUAAAAUUUAAGUUGGAUAUUUGGCUACUGAGGCAUUUUGAUUUGUCUUUUUAAUUGCUUUGUUACUGUUAUUUUUUAAUGAUUUGCUUCCGUAAAAGUAUUGGGACCACUGGUAUUGCAGUAGGACCUGGGUAGGGACUGGAAGUACUUGGCAGGGCAGCAGCAAUCUUACUACAGUUUCUAUAAUACGUACCCUUGUGCAGAUGCGUUUAAAUCUUACACUGUGGUGAAGGGAUGAUUUUUAUAAUGCUGCAGUAGAAUUGGGUUACAUAGCUCUGUUCUUGUCUGAUAUCUAAAAUAAAUGUUUCAUUUUAUUUCCACAUAUGGGAAAUAAGGGAAUAUUUUUCUCUUUAUGUUUCUAUGUUUAAAAUGUGCUAUUCAGAUCAGAAAAUGCCCAGACUCUUUAAAGUGUACUUUCUACUUGUUUUCACAUUUUUUUCCUCUUCUUGGGCUAAAGAUGGUCCUUUUUCACUAGCGUCAUUACUGCUGUCAUCAUUCACAGUGUAAUCAUGCAAGCACAUUUAAUGCUGGGUUUAAUAUGUGGUACAUAUAAUGACUAUGUAGAGUAAUACCCAUAAUAGCUGUAGUUUCUUUCUUGGCCAAGAGAUUUCAUAUUUUAAAUGUUAGAUUUCCACUUCAGUGAAAUUUUAACGUACCAAAUGUUGAAAGAAAGGAUUCCCUUUGCUGUUUGGCCUCCUACUUGGGAAUUAUCUUUUGUGGCUAGAAUUUAUUUUGUACUAAUCUUUAUAAUUUGGAGAAUACGAAGGUUGAUACACAAAGAGGGAAACCUAAAUUCUUAAUCCAGCAUGACCUAAAAAACUGAUAAGAUUAAUGGUGGUUGUUCCUUGUGGAAUUGUCAGCAUUAUGAAAGAGUCAUUGUUCCAUUCAGCUCUUAAACACUGCACCUAUAUACCCACCUCUCUUUUUUCCUUUCCUCUCCUCUAAGGAUGGAGAAAACUGAUAAAUUUUCUGUUGUACAUCCAGUUUUUAUUAAAUGAGACUGAAGUUCAGGGAGUGUAUGAGGAAUUGCUAGGUUUCUACUUACUAUCUUUCAAUUUAAAUUGCUAGUGUUUAAAAGCCAUUUCAAAGGAUGAAACUCUGAACUUUGCUUAUUUGAAGAAUCAAUGGUAGGAGCAUUAAAGUAAAAUCCAUGGAAUACAUUUCUGAAAUCCUAAGUUAAUUCAGAUUCUUACCCUUUGCUGUACACAAGCAAAUAGAAAUGCAUCUGUUAUAUAAGAAAAAGCUGUAUGCUGGCUGAGCAUGCUUUUUAAGUCCUUUAAAAAUACUCAGCAUAUAAACCUGUUUGAGCUUGCUGGUGUUCUCUUAGUUAAUUUGAGUUCCCCUUUCUCAAAAUUUCCAAUAUGUGCUGUGAAUAACUCAUGACCAGCUGCUUCUGGGUUCUUUAUUUGGUUUAUUUGAUUAACUACUUAUUACGUAAGUGCAUUCUGUCAUUGCACAUACUCCCGUAAGUAGGUAAAAGUAAAAUGGUCUUCUGAAAAUGUGUCCUGUGCUUUUAGACUCUUUAAGUUACACAGACAUACUUCAUUUUCACAGAAACUCCAUAUUUCUAAGCCAGAAAUGUUCUUUUCUUGUGCUGAUGAUGCUAUAAGAAGGAAAAGGAGGGUUUUUUCCCUGCUUAAAGAUAUAUAGUUAUUGGAUAUUUCUAGCCAUGUUAAAAAUAAAGUAUGGUUUCAAAUUGCG
Messenger RNA from Sus scrofa (pig), 3663 nucleotides. It is a transcript of the gene ST13, whose product is annotated as ST13 Hsp70 interacting protein. Gene Ontology annotation, molecular function: Hsp70 protein binding; protein dimerization activity. The record is from RefSeq and is a predicted model, not a curated record. Lineage: Eukaryota; Metazoa; Chordata; Mammalia; Artiodactyla; Suidae.